Messenger RNA from Syzygium oleosum, 1120 nucleotides. RefSeq lists its product as uncharacterized. The transcript has 2 exons. Bases 156 to 626 code for a protein of 156 amino acids. The record is from RefSeq and is a predicted model, not a curated record. NCBI's taxonomy places the organism in Eukaryota, Viridiplantae, Streptophyta, Magnoliopsida, Myrtales, Myrtaceae.
GUCAAUUUGUCACCUGCCCGAGACGAGGAAAUUAAGGGUUUCUGUCAAAGCUAAACACUCAGCUUGCUCGGCGGAGGAGACGAGGACAUCCUUCACGAAUCCAUCUGUCAAGAUUCCAGACGAGUUACGGCACACGCAGGCGAUCGAUCCUUCGAAUGAACCAGAGCAGGCGCUUCCCAGACUUCCCUUGUCCAUCUGCAGAGAAGAAACAGAUGUUCCGGCGUCUCUGCAUGUGUUCCGCAGUAUGGGCAGUUCGGAUCAGGUACCAUCUUCCUUCUAUACAGGUUUUCCUUCGUCGGGAGAGCAUUCUGACACACACUCCAGAUGAAAUUUCUGAUUUUGUGUGGAGUCUUCAUUUUCCAUAUUCUGUUCCAGAGCUUAGUUGGGGGUUGAUAGGAGGAGGAUGCGCUCUGAGUUUCCAUGUUUUCGUUCUUGCGAAUGUUGUGGUAGCAGCUUUUAACAGAGUACUCCCCUUCCCUCGUGCCAGUUCAGAUCAGCUUAUCUUCGUUCAUCUGCUAUCUAAUUUGUAUCGUGAGGAUCUCUCGCACUACCUUUUCAUCAAAUACCCUUCACAGGACUGGUUCCUUCCAUGUGCGUUCUUCCUGGUUUAUCAGUUCAGCGACUAAUCUUGGAUCCCCUGCAUUCGCCGGUCCCCCUAUCCUUCCCCAGCUUAGGCACUUAUCCUCCCUGAUGUUGAUGUUCUGUCCAUUCCCUACUGACCACAUUACCGAGUCUUCAAUUGAUGUUCUUCCCAUAAGUAUGCUCUGCAAUCCCCACGAUGGUCUGGAUCCCUUCUCUGCCUUCCAGAAACAUUUAGUUGGGUAGUAGAUACCUUUUAACACCUGACUACACAGAGUUUUAUGGUUAUGUGCUAGAUUCCAAGCCUGUUUUCCCAACAUUGCCUUGUUAAAGGAUAUUAAAUCCCUAAACCCGAGGCCUCCCCUGUCUUUUCUCUGUUUUAGGAUUUCGGCUUUCCUCCAGUGAACUCCCUUUGUUGCGGUUUGAUUCUUCUACCAGAAGGUGAUUAUUUUUUGUUCAAUUGCCCGACAUACUGAAACUGGGAUCUUGAAGAUUGACAUGGCAUAUUGUAGUAAUGCUUGGACAACAGUUUUUAUCAGGA